UAUCGAAUACACAUCGAUUUUGUCUCCAUCUCUAGUGCAACCGACGCGGACGAAAGAAACUUAGUAAAUUAAUUAAUUAACCAUCCAAUGCAGACAUCACACCCAACUUACAUAGAAAAUGCCGAAAAAGACUGAAUUUCACACCGCGCAAGUGCAAGUGCAAUAAAUGGCGAGCUCGCCGAAUAAAUGAACGCAAUAUAGAAAAAAUUGAGACACACACGAAAAAAAAUAUAUAUUCGCUGUUGUGUGGAAAUGCAAAUGAUUUAUUUUCGUGCAACAACAACAACGCCAACAACAGAGGAGCAGCAUAUGAGGCAAAAAUAACAAGAAAAGCUAAAUAUGAAUCUGUGUGUGUGCGGGUCGCGUUAAAGAAAAUUAGAUAAAAAGCCAAAUUAGCUCACGCAUGAAUUUCGAGUUUCGGUUCGGCGCAAGGUGAACGAAAAGGCGAAACGCAAUCAAAACAGUUUUUCCAUUUUCCCAGUGUGCGUGUGCAGUAGGAAAACCACCUGCAUUGAUUUAUAUGUAGUUUUAAAAAAAUAACAACAAAAAACACAACGGAACUUGCACCUAGGAUAUAUACACACACAUGUCGACUGUAUGCGCGUGUGUGUGUGCAUGGCCGUAAAGGCUGACUGAUAAAAAAGAGAAAAAAAAAAACAAGAAAAAUAAAACACACACACACCAACGCAGCGGGACACCAAUACCACGGCACCAUUUCUUGGAGGCAGCCUGCCAUCCUCAAGCACAAGAAAGCCAUUGCCGGAGCCACCGGAAAGGCGAAGAACCUGAACCUGGCGAGGAUUGCAGGGACCCUGAAGAAUUGUAGACACAUUCGUGCCGCCAAUAGAAUCCUUCCAAUGUCAAAUAAAAUCAACCCGAAACGCCGCGAACCGACAGCAGCAGCAGUAGCAGGAGCCGGGGCCACGGGAGUGGCCACCAACACGAGCUCGACUGGAUCCUCCAGUGCCGGCAACACGUCCUCGGCCAACACAUCCUCGUCGUCCAGCUCGUCGCUGUCGUCCGCCGGUGGCGGUGAUGCGGGUAUGUCCGCCGACUUGACCUCGCUGUUCGAAUGCCCUGUGUGCUUUGACUAUGUGCUGCCGCCAAUCCUGCAGUGCUCUAGCGGGCAUUUGGUGUGCGUUUCCUGUCGCUCCAAGCUCACCUGCUGCCCCACCUGCCGCGGUCCUUUGGCGAAUAUCCGAAAUCUGGCAAUGGAAAAGGUUGCCUCUAACGUGAAGUUCCCGUGCAAGCACUCCGGUUACGGAUGCACCGCUUCGCUUGUUUACACAGAAAAAACGGAGCACGAGGAGACAUGCGAGUGUCGACCCUACCUGUGUCCGUGCCCGGGCGCCAGCUGCAAGUGGCAGGGCCCGCUGGACCUAGUCAUGCAGCAUCUGAUGAUGUCGCACAAGAGCAUCACGACGCUGCAGGGCGAGGACAUCGUGUUCCUGGCCACCGAUAUCAACCUGCCCGGCGCCGUCGACUGGGUAAUGAUGCAGUCCUGCUUCGGCCAUCAUUUCAUGCUCGUGCUGGAGAAGCAGGAGAAGUACGACGGCCACCAGCAGUUCUUCGCCAUCGUUCAACUGAUUGGGUCGCGCAAAGAGGCGGAGAACUUUGUGUACCGCUUGGAGCUGAACGGAAAUCGACGAAGGCUCACCUGGGAGGCCAUGCCACGUUCGAUCCACGAGGGCGUGGCCUCGGCGAUUCAUAACUCGGAUUGCCUGGUGUUCGACACGUCGAUCGCGCAAUUGUUUGCUGACAAUGGCAACCUGGGCAUCAACGUGACCAUAUCCCUGGUCUAAACGCACUGUCAAUUCGCCGAGUUCUAAAACUUAUUUGUGUUUACUUUUCCGAUAUAUAUAUAUAUAUAUAUAUAUAUUAUAUGUAUAUGUAUAUAUACAUACACUUAGUUUAGAGCCCUUGUUUGCAACAGUCGUUUAACUCUUGGACAUAUUUAUGAGAAGGGAGAUUAAGAUGAGAGUGUUUUUUUGCAGAGUUGUUUUAUAAAAAUGAUUCUCUAUUCUAAGAGCCACUUACAUGCAUAUGUAUAUAUAUAUUUGGAAUUAUGGAGCCUGUUUCGGUUAUCACAUUCGGCUAGAUUUUGCAAAAGUUUCUUUGAUAUUUAAAUUAAGCGACAUUUUGUAUGUUAUGAUUACGCACAUAAUGUCUUUUUCGUUGUGAUUUUAAAACUUGGUCGAAACACUAAAAUCUUUCCAAAGCGUAAUGAAAUGUUCAUGUAGUUUAAGUUUAAAGCUCUCUAAAUGUUUACUGGACAAGUUUUCUUUUUCCGUUAACAUGGCUGUAAGUAAAACAGCUAAUUUGCCAAAAAUAAAAAUAAUCGUUAAAUACUCUUGGCGAGACUUCGCGGAUCUUCUCAACAACGGUUAACUAAACUUUUGGUGAAUGUGAAAAUCGGGACAGGCCUGUAUGUUUGUAUGUCUAAACGGCUCGAUUGGUACUCUAGUUCUAGGACUUGAUUUUUCAGUUACCGCACACACACCCACACACAUAUACACAUUAUAUAUAUUUGAACGUUUCAGUGUUACCCGGUUUGUUAGCUCGUGGGUUUCUGCUUUAGUUUAAUUUAGUUCGUAAGGGUCACACACCUGGAGCAGAGCUGCCUGCGCGUGCCCACGUGCCCACCACCCACUACAGUGAACACUAUGAAUACAGACCCACUCAGCACAACAGCAAGAACAAGAAAAACAAGAACAGCAGCAAGAAAGGCAAGAAGGUCACUCAUCACACUCGAACAUAUUGUACUGCAAAGUCUAGUUUAGUUAAUGUAAAUUAUUUUAUACAAUACUUGUAAAUGGUAAUAAGUAAACGAACAGUUUAACGAAAUUAACAAAACCUAAUAACAAUAACAUUAGCAGCAAAAGCGAAACAACAAAGAAAAGUAAUAAUAAUAAUAAUCUGUAAUAACUCGAGAGUUGUUUGAAAGUUGCAGCCUAAACGAAAAUGCGACCCGCAAGUUUGUUCAUGCCAAAAUCAUUACAAAAAAAAUAACAAAUAUCCAAAAAAAAAAGAAGUAAUUUUUUUUCGCAAUGCUAAAAAGACAGUUUGCCCCCUCAACCCCAUAUUUUCCCCACCCAUCCCGAAACGUAAAAAGAAGCAAUGUUAAUCUUUAAAUUUCCUACCUAGUUUAGACGAUCUCCCCGGUCCGGCUCAUGUUUUUUGGUUUUGAUUUCUUUCGGCCAACGUUUCCCAAUCGAAAAACGGAAGAAAAAUAAAUGAUUUUAAGCAUCUGCACCGUAAUUAGCUUUUAAUGCGCCGAUUUACCGCGCCACUACCAUACGAGAUCACUCACACAGACACAAAACUACAGAAGUGAAAUAAACGUGAUUAGUAAAAGUAAAAAAAA
Messenger RNA from Drosophila eugracilis, 3364 nucleotides. It is a transcript of the gene sina, whose product is annotated as E3 ubiquitin-protein ligase sina. Gene Ontology annotation, biological process: proteasome-mediated ubiquitin-dependent protein catabolic process; multicellular organism development. NCBI's taxonomy places the organism in Eukaryota, Metazoa, Arthropoda, Insecta, Diptera, Drosophilidae. Gene Ontology annotation, cellular component: cytoplasm. The record is from RefSeq and is a predicted model, not a curated record. Gene Ontology annotation, molecular function: zinc ion binding; ubiquitin protein ligase activity; ubiquitin conjugating enzyme binding. The coding region runs from base 858 to 1802 and encodes 314 amino acids. The transcript has 2 exons.